AUGUUCAAGCGGCGGGACUGGCUGCACCUGCACGGCCCUGACGGGGGCGGCUCGAGCUCCGAAGACGACGAGAGCUCGGACGACGCUGCCGAGGAGUCCUCAUCAGACGAGGGCGACAGCAGUGAGCAGGACAGCGGCAGCAGCGGCGACGACAGCGACGGCGACAGCGAGGAUGUCGCAGUUCCAGACGGACCCGUGUCGAAGUUCCGCAGCCUGGACGACAUAUCGGAGGACGAAUUCGAGGCGGGGGCCUCGAGCGAAGACGAAGACGCCGAUGACAGCCCGGCAGCGAGCGACCACGACGUGCCACACACCGACCUGGCCUCCCUCCUGCGUCAGUGCGACAAGCUGAAGCAGCAGUGGAUGAAGGAGAACAGCAAGGAGCCGUCGAGCAAGGGCACGCGGCUCGUGUGCCGCAUCUGCAACGGCGCGGUGAUCCUGAACGCGACGUCCAUGCAGCAACACAUCGGGAGCAAGAAACACAAGCGGCGCCUCCCGCUGUUCCCGUACUACACUGACACGCUGGAGCCCAUCGUCUUUGCGCACAUGGUGCGCGGCGACCGCGACCUGGACCACCUGCCGCAGGACGCGCAGGCGCCUGCGGAGCGGGGGCAGCGGCGCGAGCUGCGGGCGGAAGCUGACGAGGGCGGCGGGGAGGGGGCGAAGGGCGCGAAGGCGAGCGCGGCGGCGGCGGAGAAGAAGAGGAAGAUGAAGCCGGAGGAGAAGGCGGCGGCGGCGGCGCGGAAGGCGGAGAAGAAGGCUGCAAAGAAGCGACAGUUUCAGGAGCGGUCCAAGGCGAAGGAGGAGGCGGCGAGGGUGCGGGCGGCGGUCGAGGUCGGGGACAGCGACGAGGAGGCGUGGCCGACGUCGCGGACGGACCGCAAGCGGGCGGCGGCGAAGCGCGCAGGGGCGGAGAAGGCACCGGGGGGGAGUGGGAAGAAAAAGAGGGCGGAGCGAGGGGCGGGCGACGGGGGCGCGCGGGAGGCGAAGGCGGCGAAGAAGAAGAAGGUCGGGCGCAGCUGA
Pedinophyceae sp. YPF-701 is the source of this 1023-nucleotide messenger RNA. Lineage: Eukaryota; Viridiplantae; Chlorophyta; Pedinophyceae. The record is from the annotation of a GenBank genome assembly.